Molecule: messenger RNA, 1155 nt
Organism: Alternaria alternata
Lineage: Eukaryota; Fungi; Ascomycota; Dothideomycetes; Pleosporales; Pleosporaceae
Exons: 2
Coding region: 1-1155 (384 amino acids)
Source: RefSeq, a predicted model, not a curated record
AUGGCGCAGUUAACCUCACGAGCUUUGCACUAUGUCACGACCGAGAACGAGGUAUCAAGCCACCAUGGCAAUUUUCUAGUGAGCUCCGCAAACGCCACUAUCCCAAGUCAGCUCAGUGCACAAGUCCUGUAUCAGAUCCCUCUUGGAAUCCACUUCGUCACAACGCGUUGCUUAACUGCAUACAACUCACGGUACACAAUAGUAGACACGCCAGUCGCCUUACCCCUCGACAGCGGAACUUCCAUCGGCAUAGUUUCCAGUCUGAAGACCCUAAUCCAGCACCUUCUCGACCAUGGUGUCUCCCGAAACACACCAGUCAACGCCAUACCGCCCAUCUGGGUUGCUUCGCCUGAGCCUGGUUCCUCUUCAGUAGUUGGUAGCUUUAUUCAGAGCAACUGUGAUGGCCUGGAGCAAUAUAUAAUCUCGGAUCUACUAUCCAACAAAUUCAACGAAUCUAUGCUGUUGUCGAGUUCUUGUUUCCUUACAAAGACUUAUACAGUAGCGGCUUUCUGGGAGCCUUCUCAACACGAACUUGCAACAGACAGCGGUUCAUGGGUUGUCCGCACAGGUCCGCUUUCCAGACUGGGUCAUGACUUACCCGAUGACACACGGCCAAUCUACGCUGAUUUUAACAACAUUACUGGUCUGAGCGACCCGGAGCUUAGCGUCAUGCUAUUUAAAACGUUGCAAGGUGACAGCACCAGGCUGGCCACCGCGUUAGCUACCGUCUUCGCCGAGGUUCCUUGGAGAGAUCAGAUACAAAGCGCAUCGGACAAUGGGCCGUACACGGUGAUCAAAAUCGCCCUAACGCGUGUUGGCUACGGAUACGAGACAUCUUCCGUAUCUGCACGCUUAUCGCUAACCGUUAUCAUGGCAUACUGCAUAUUCGCUGUUAAAUACAUAAUGUACAUGCUCAGUAGCGGCCACACAUCUACAGCAUGGAGUUCGGCAACGGAGAUUAUCGUUCUUGCAAUGCAGUCAAAGCGCAGUGAGCAUUUGCGCCAUGUUUCGGCUGGCGUCAACUGUUUAGCAACAUACCAGGAGCCUGUUGGGAUACGAGUCAACCAUCGCGAUCAUUUGGAACUAGUGUUCGAGCAUGAUCAAAACAAUCAGUUGCGAAGUUUAAGAAGGGCUAGGCUGGACAAGGCGUAUUGA